Molecule: messenger RNA, 1759 nt
Organism: Capsicum annuum
Lineage: Eukaryota; Viridiplantae; Streptophyta; Magnoliopsida; Solanales; Solanaceae
Product: heterogeneous nuclear ribonucleoprotein 1
Exons: 6
Coding region: 369-1553 (394 amino acids)
Biological process (GO): regulation of gene expression
Cellular component (GO): nucleoplasm
Molecular function (GO): RNA binding
Source: RefSeq, a predicted model, not a curated record
AUAUUCAAUUUUCAUCAAACCCGUCCCAAAACCUCCCUAAUCUCAACAUCAUAACCCAAAAAUAUUACUAAUAUAAUUCAUAUAUGCAUCCUCAAAAUCAAACCGACCCCAAAGUAUUUAUUUUUCCUUAAUUAAUUUCCCAAAGUAAAGAUUUUCUGAAAAAAAAAAAUUUUAAAAAUCGGGUGUAUAAAAAGAGCUUAUUAUUAUUAUUAUUAUUAUUAUUAUUAUUUUAUUAGUGGAGAUGAUUAACCCAACGUUCUGUAAUCAAACUAUCUAGGGUUUGGGUAUAUAAAGGCGCCGCCAACAUCCCUCUUCUAUUAGAUCAGAACUCCCAAUAUUUUCUCGUUGAAGCUACUUUUUUCUUCUAAAUGGAGGAACAAAAUGGUACUUUAAAUGGUGUUAAAUUUGAGCUGGAGGAAGAAGAAACUAAUGACGACCGAACUACUACUCCCGACCAUCAAAACGACGCCGGCGCCGGUAACCGCGCUUCUCAACCACUCACCGGAGAUGGUGCUAGUCCUGGAAAGAUAUUUAUUGGGGGUUUGGCUAGAGAGACGACUUCGGCUCAAUUUGUCAAGCACUUUGGUAAAUAUGGUGAAAUUAUCGACUCCGUGAUUAUGAAGGAAAGGCGAACAGGACUGCCACGCGGGUUUGGUUUUGUGACUUAUGCUGACCCCUCUGUGGUGGAUAAAGUCAUUGAGGAUGACCAUGUUAUAAAUGGAAAGCAAGUGGAAAUCAAGCGAACUAUACCUAGAGGAGUAGGAGGUUCCAGCUCAAAAGAUUUCAAGACGAAGAAGAUCUUUGUGGGCGGCAUUCCAACAACAAUUACUGAAGAUGAAUUCAGAGACUUUUUCUUAAAGUUUGGAGAGGUGAAAGAGCACCAGAUCAUGCGUGACCAUUCUAGUAAUCGUUCUCGUGGCUUUGGAUUCAUUACUUUUGACACAGAAAAAUCUGUUGAUGAUAUCUUGGCUAAUGGAAACAGGCUUGAUUUUGUUGGAACCCAGGUGGAAAUCAAGAAGGCUGAGCCUAAGAGACCUAAUGCGCCACAAUCAGCCCCAUUCAGGCGCCAAGGUCCUCCGAGAGCUGGAUUUGGUGGUGGAUUUUCAGACUCUUAUGGUGGAUAUGGAGACUCUGGUUUUGGUGCUGGUCCUUAUAGGUCUGGUGGCCCCUAUGGUGGUAGAUCCGGUGCAUUUGGUGGAUAUAGUGGAGCCGGAAUGGGCGGAUAUGGAGCGUAUGGUGGCAGUGGUGCCUAUGGAGGAGGCGGCGGCUUCAGGGAGGAGGCUUCUUUUGGGUAUUCUAGCCGUUAUGGUGGUGGAGCCUUUGGUAGAGGAUAUGAUGGUGGCUACGGAGGGCCAGGUGAAGGUUAUGGAGGAUAUGGUGCUGGUAGUGGUGGAUAUGGUGCCGGUAGUGGUGCAUAUGGCAGUGGAUAUGGUUCUGGUCUUGGCGGUGGAUAUGGAGGAGAUGGUACCGGAGGUUCAAUGUACGGAGGUAGUAGGGGAAGUUACGGUGGUGCUGGUGCUGGUUCUGGUAGAUAUCACCCUUAUGGGAGAUAGGAAGUGAGAUGAUGUUGAAGGAGCAAAACUGAGAAUUGUCUUUGGCUUUGGUGAUUUUAAACUUUAACGACCAAAGAUGUACACACAAUCAGCUAGCAUGUCUGUUGAGAUCUAAAUCUUGUUCUUUUUUCUUCUCGAAUUUUCAAUUAGAAAUUAUUCUAGUUCUGUUAAGUGUACUUGCUCAAUUCAUAUACUGGUUUCUUUGA